AUGGUCCAAGACUUCCUAACUCAACAAUACCCCACAGUCGAACAGACCAUCGUCAACAAUGCUACGUGUCUAGAAAAACAGAAAAGGGGUCUGUUGGCGGAAUUGAGGAGCCUCAUUGGUUCUGUUUGCUGCGUGCUCAUCGGCGUUGCCUACCUACGAGAUGUUUCGUUCUUUCCGUUGGUUCUUCGCUUAAUUACACAGAUGUCUCUCUCGGUGCCAUCCAAACAGAUUCCUCAUUUGAUGCUCAAUGAGACGGAUCGGCAGGAGCAGCGGAUGUUUCUGCUUACAGGGGUGGUCGUCAGUGGACUAUUCAGUAUCAUCAGUCACUUACUCUAUGCACCAUACACAAGCAGUAAGAUGGGUGACCAUAUGCUCCAUGGGGGAGUCACGGUGCAGUUUAUAGGCGAGAGAGUUCCAGCUGGGCGCUGGGAGCUCUUGGUGUUCGAUGUUCUAAUCUUCUGCAUUCAGUACAUAUACUUUUGUGUGAUGUGGGCGACAGAUGAUCUGGCAGUGGUGCAAAGCAGGGCCGUUAGUGUGUUGUCCGAUGAGGUUUCGGCGAACAACGAUGCACUCUCGGACGGGUUUGACGGGAAUGUGUUCUUGCUCACCAUUGACCUUUGGGGGAGCUUGCAGUACACAUUGAGGCGGGCGCUGCCUGACUAUGUACGAGGAGAUUCUCUGAGCAGUUCCGGAGCGUCUCAAGAAAGUCUGAGCCGUACGUCUCACUUUCUACUGCGGAAUUUAGUGUGA
Messenger RNA from Australozyma saopauloensis, 750 nucleotides. RefSeq lists its product as uncharacterized. Bases 1 to 750 code for a protein of 249 amino acids. Gene Ontology annotation, biological process: SREBP signaling pathway. The transcript has a single exon. NCBI's taxonomy places the organism in Eukaryota, Fungi, Ascomycota, Pichiomycetes, Serinales, Metschnikowiaceae. Gene Ontology annotation, cellular component: Dsc E3 ubiquitin ligase complex; endoplasmic reticulum. The record is from RefSeq and is a predicted model, not a curated record.